Messenger RNA from Planococcus citri (citrus mealybug), 4457 nucleotides. Its product is annotated as nephrin-like. The transcript is spliced from 16 exons. The record is from RefSeq and is a predicted model, not a curated record. Gene Ontology annotation, molecular function: protein binding. Lineage: Eukaryota; Metazoa; Arthropoda; Insecta; Hemiptera; Pseudococcidae. The coding region runs from base 675 to 3179 and encodes 834 amino acids.
GUUUUUCGAAUCACGCAGCCCUUAUUCUCACGAACGCUAUCGUACAAAAUCGGCCAAAUUCGUGUACCGGGGUCGAAAAAAGCGCGCGUAAAUUUCGCCAGCGUGUACCGGAGACCGGCGAAUGUCUGGAAUUUUCAAACUUCAGUACUGUGCCGUUUUCGAAGGGUGAUCGUCGUUUUUGUGUGAAAAUCUGGCCUUUCCGUUCGCAUAAGUACGAAAAAUUUCGCGAAUUUAUAUGUGCGAUUUUUUACGUGUAUUUCCCUGUAUCUGCUGAGGUGUUAUUUCGGUGUGUAAAUUUUCACAAACGCGGCGCGUACCUACCGUUUAAUUACAAUAAUUAAUUUCAAUUUUUUUUCCUCGUGGUGUGUACUUGUAGUAAUAAUUUUUUUCGUGUUGUGGUAAUUUUUCGAGUGUUGGUGCGAGUUUUGUUUUUUUUUAUUUUCAAAAACCAAAUUUUGUUAACGUAAUUUUACGAUUUUUUAUUUUUUUUUCAAAGUACGUAUGCAAUGAUGUAAUUUGUAAUGAUAGUUCGUUAUUCAUCGUGGUGUAAGUUUUGUGCCGGAAGUUAUCGUAUGGUGUAGUACAGAAUCGGUUGGACUUUGUGUCUCUUUGAAAUGCAUUCGCGAGACUUUUAAUCGUUUCAAGUGAUAUUUGUGGCCGGCGGACAAAUUAAAAUGCGUCGGCUAUUGUGCUGUAUUCUGCUUUUGGCUGUCCAUGGUAUCUGCAACGGGAAUGAAGACGUCGUCACCGAACAACCAGAUUUGAAUGCAAAUCUUAUUACGCAGGAAGUUGAUGAUGUUACUGAUUUUGAAACGAUCGAAGUUAUGAUUAAUGAAACAGCCACGUUACCAUGCAAAAUAAAGUUACGCAAAGAAGAUAAAAUUACGUUAGUAAUUUGGUACAAAAAUGGAAGCUCUGUACCAAUAUACAGUGUUGACAUGCGAGAAAGGCAUAUACCGGAGCAUGCCAAUCACUGGUCUCACGAGAAAAUCAUGGGUGGCCGAGCUCAUUUCAACUUUGACCAAAGGUCUUUGGUAAUCGAGCACGUUACGCCGUCCGACGAAGGAUUCCAUAAAUGUCGAGUCGACUUCAAACAAACCCAAACUCAGAAUUUUCAUAUCAAGUUGAUCGUUGUCGUUCCCGUACACAAUGUAACGAUCGUGGAAGCAGUCCGGGGUACGGAAUUAGGCCAUCCGUUCGUAUUACCCGCAAUUACAGUGGGGUCUUCUUUGACGGCAACUUGUAUCGCUGUUGGAGGUAACCCGAAACCAAAACUGACCUGGUGGCGAGGCCUCGACCAGCUCGACUACACUUACGAAGAAGACGAAGACGUCGUGAAAAAUACCCUAUGGAUAGAUAAUUUACAACGUGAAAACAUGAACGACAUACUCACGUGCAAAGCUGAAAAUUCCAACUUGACCAAGCCUGUGUACUUCAACGUAUCGAUAAAUUUACACGUUGGAGCGCAAGAAAUACGUUUUAUGACUGAAAAUAAGGAGAUGAGCGCCGGACAUCAGUACGCUGUCGUGUGUAAAGCCAAAGGAUCCAGACCUCCGGCCAAUAUUACCUGGUGGAAGGAUUCUAUCCAGUUGAAACCACCUACUCCUAUUCGAUAUUCGGUUGAUCCGGAUUUCACCGCAACUAGUGUUCUAACGUUUACGCCCGAAGGAACGGAUUCCGGUAAAACGUUAUCUUGCGAAGCUAGCAACGUAUUCGUACCGCAGGAGAAACGUAAAGACUUUUGGACUUUGAAAGUUAAUUACGCUCCUAUAAUAUCGUUGAAUUUCGGCAAGAAUAUUAAUUCGUCGGCUAUACAAGAAAACGAAGAUGUUUACUUAGAAUGUAAUAUCAAAGCUGAUCCUUGGAUAACGAGAAUUCGAUGGCUGCAUAACAAUAAACAAAUCACCAGUAAUCCAGCUUAUGGAAUUAUAAUUAGUAAUCAAACGUUGGUGCUGCAACAGGUGACUAAAAAUAGUUCCGGGUAUUAUAGAUGCGCUGCUUUGAAUUCCGAAGGCGAGUCGGUCAGCCAGUCUGUGAAAUUGGAUGUGAAAUACGAACCAGUUUGUCGUAUGAAUCAACAACGUGUCUAUGGAGCUGAACGUAACGAAGAGAUCAACAUCACAUGUCAAGUUGAUGGGAAUCCUACUCCAACUUGGUUUCGAUGGAGCUUCAAUAAUUCGAUGGUGCACAUCGUAUCGGUGAAUAAUUUUGUGAAUCAUAAUGGCUCCAGUGUUAUCGCAUAUAAGCCCAUAUCUGAGAGUAGCUAUGGUACGCUGUUGUGCUCGUCUCAGAAUGAACUCGGACCUCAAGUAGUUCCUUGUGUUUUUCACGUUGUAUCUGCUGGCAAACCAGACCCGCCACAUAAUUGUAGCGUGGUAAAUAAAACGGAAAGUUGGUUGUACGUAAAGUGUCUUCGAGGUUUCGACGGUGGUCUACCGCAAGAAUUUAUCUGCGAAGUAACGCAAGAAUGGAAUGAUAAAGUUAUAUCGAACAUAACGAGCAAGACUGAACCGGAAUUUCGUAUCACUGGAUUGGAGCACCGGACUGCCUAUCGUGUCGUAAUUUACGCCGCAAACGUCAAGGGUAAAAGCAAAGAGUACAUUUUACUCAACGUUACCACCGCUCCAGAAGCGAAAACUCAAAGAAGAAGAUCGACAGAUCACUCGGAUUCUUUUUUGAAAACUCAUCUCAUUCCGAAGAUCAUCAUCGCAGCUGCGACAGUUCUUUUAAUCGUGAUCCUUGUCGUCGGUUUGAUUACAAGAAUUAUGGUAAGGAAACGCCGGAGGAAACGAUCCAGCUCCGAAGAACUGAGAAAAGCUCAAUUAUCUCAAGGCUCGUUAUCUCAUAGUGAAGAUGAUAAAAAUCCAGAUCUUAUUCCACAAAGUACAAUUACUGGAAUAAGUUGUCCAAUUUUAAACAGUAUUAGUGUUCAGACAGCGUCCUCUGAUAGUGAUAUUUCAAUAUUACCAGUUCGAGAGAAGGCCAUGAUGGGUAGCAAGAUACCUACUUUGUUGGAGGCGAACAGAUUAGAAGAAUUAGUCUGGCCUGCGAGCAAAUGGUCAACGACGAUCGAACCAAUUAUGUUAGUUUUACCAGAAACCAUGUCUAUCGUUCCGAAGCAGAAUGCAGAAACGCAGACACCGAGUUCGCCUCAAAAUAGGAAGGAAAGUGCUGUUUGACAAAAGUUGUUUUUGAAGACAAAUAAAAGUGCCUUCGCAUGUGAUUGUAUUUUUAAAAUCGUCUAGUAUAUAUUUUAUACUUACCAAGUACUCCAACGAUGGGUUUUUAAACUGUUUCCUGUUUCAUUUCAAUUUCUGUUUUUCGUUUUCUGUUUCGGUAGGUUCUAGAUUUUUUUUUAAAUUGUUGUGAAAUGACGAAUUUUGUUUUGAUAUUAUUAGAAAAUGUUAAUCAUAAUAACUUUUAAUGUAGGUACUUAAGAUCUACAAAAUGAAUUUUUGAAAUUAUUCGUCGAUUCGAUUUUUUUUUUCAAUUUAAAAUGGCCUACUUAUGUUAUUUUUAUGUUGCAUCAAAUCAAAACUGUGCUUCUUAAAUUUCAUAAUCUUUCUGAAAGUUCUAGUUGAAAAAAAUAUUACUUACUUUAAAAUGUAUAUAAAUAUUUCCUUCGUUUGGUUGAAUUGAAAAAAUAAUGAGAUUUCACAUAUCGUAUUUCGAUGAAGGAAAUCUUAAUGCUUUGAUCUCAUCAUUUGCCAUAAUUAUUUAUAUUUAAUGAAAUGCUUCAAAAUGACAAAAUGCAUUUCAAGAUUUGAUCCUAUUUUUUAUUUUUUAACAUUUUUAAAUUCUGCUGAGCGCAAAUUUAUUACUGAAGAAAAAGACUGCUAAAAAAUUUAAUUUUAUACUUAAUAGGUACUCGUUUUUUUCUUGACUAUACCUAGUACUUUUUAAUUGAAAAAAACAAAAAAGUAUUUCAUGUCUUUUCUAAAAAUGCUUUCUUCUUUCUUCUCGCUUUGUUACUCUGUUUUGUAAUUUUAUAAACCGUAAAUUAUUACUUAAUAACAAUGUCAACUUUCCUUUGCUGAAUAUGCUUAUUUUUCCACAUUUCAUUAUACUUAAAUACAGCUUUAAACAUUAAAAAAAAAGUUCUGUUUAAAAAAAAAAACAUGUGAUUUUUGUAUUAUUUAUAAGUUGGAGUGAAGAAGAAAAGGUUUCUUCGAAUUUGAUAUCUUCGUUGAGUAUUUUUUAUUCGUGUCUAUAAUUUUAAAUUUACCUAUGUAUUCUUUUUUUUUUUGUUCUGUUUUCAAAUAUUGACGUUUUAUAUUGUUUGUUGUAUUAUGUUGUAUAAUUUUUUUGUAAACAUUACUUAAAUUUUUAUGUGGCGAUAUUUUUCAUUUAUUACGGUUUGUUAUAUAAAAAGAAUUUCGAAAAAAAUGAAAGUAAAAAUGAAAAUAAACGUAAUGAAAUUUUGUCGUUCCUUUCUUCCUGAAGCAAACCAUUUUACA